AUGUCCGAACGAAUUCCCGGCAGGUUUCUUUUUUUUUUUUUUUCAUGGAGACCACCCCUUCUAAAUGCUCUGUGGCUUUUUUUUUGGGGGUGGGGGGUGUUGGGGGCAGUCUGCCUUAGAAAUUUGUUCAUCGUUUUUGGUUUCCUUGAAUGGAUUCAACCAUUAACAUCCGACACGACGACAAGAUAUAACAUUGCUACCAAGGUUUCGGUUCCUUCUGGGGUCGUGUUUUUACAACCUUGCCGGCGCCGCGAUCCUAUUAUUAUGAAGGGUGGGUUCGCUUUGAACCCUAGUGCCGUUUUGUUCCUGGAAAUGUCCAGCGGGAAACGUUUCGCCCGGUCAAAUAAGUUUUAG
Molecule: messenger RNA, 354 nt
Organism: Trypanosoma theileri
Lineage: Eukaryota; Euglenozoa; Kinetoplastea; Trypanosomatida; Trypanosomatidae
Exons: 1
Coding region: 1-354 (117 amino acids)
Source: RefSeq, a predicted model, not a curated record